Messenger RNA from Mercurialis annua (annual mercury), 2433 nucleotides. Its product is annotated as probable dolichyl pyrophosphate Man9GlcNAc2 alpha-1,3-glucosyltransferase. NCBI's taxonomy places the organism in Eukaryota, Viridiplantae, Streptophyta, Magnoliopsida, Malpighiales, Euphorbiaceae. The record is from RefSeq and is a predicted model, not a curated record. Gene Ontology annotation, biological process: protein N-linked glycosylation. Gene Ontology annotation, molecular function: dolichyl pyrophosphate Man9GlcNAc2 alpha-1,3-glucosyltransferase activity. Bases 611 to 2191 code for a protein of 526 amino acids. Gene Ontology annotation, cellular component: endoplasmic reticulum membrane. The transcript has 8 exons.
ACAACGCAUUUUAAUCAUACCUUCAAGGAUUGUUUAGCCUAGUAAGAGAUUUGUCUUUAUCGCCCCUUUCAAAUUUUUGAUCUGAAAUGACAACGCAUUUUAACCAUUCCCUCAAAUUUCUCAUCGUUGAUCGUAAUUUUUGAUCUGAAAAGGUGAAGCUCUGCUAGGUCGCUGAGCAUGAAAUUGAAUCUUUGCCGAUUUAAGCUUCUAACUUUUCCAUGGCUGCCUCUUCUUCUUCGGGUACGGACUCGGGUUGCUCGUCGGGCUCUGAGAAGUUGAAGCAAUAGCAUUUGUAGUAUUAUUAACAGUUGCGGUUUCUAGGGUUUUUAAUCGUGGAUUUUCAGUUUCCUACCAGGUCUGUUUGAUUUUCAGGGAAGGAUUCAAGGGACCUAGCCGAUUGUAAUUGAUUCUGGAAAUCGCAGGUGUAUAAAGAAGCCAACCGUGAAUAUCUUAAAGCUGUUCUUGACGGUGUUUCUGUUGCUGGUCUGGUCGGGAUCUUGCGUCAAUUAGGCGAUCUCGCUGAGCAAAUUUCUCUUUGUAAAUGAGAUCGCUUGCUGUUUGCUAGAUCGAAUGCAGGAUUGGAAUCCGGUGAGGCAAUCGAGAGGUGGAAAUGGAAAAGAAAGGGAGGAAGAAGGCGAUGAUAAAAAACAAGGUUGGCAUUGUUAGCAAUGAGGAUGAUGAUGAUAAUCUUUUAUGUUGGUUGUUUGUUCAUAGAGGGAUAAAGUCAAUCUUCCUAUGUAUAGCUGUAUUUGGUCUGUUAGUUCGACUGGGUGUGUCUCUCCAUCCAUACUCUGGUGCUGCAAAUCCCCCCAAGUUUGGUGACUAUGAGGCGCAGCGCCACUGGAUGGAAAUUACUCUUAAUCUUCCAGUUAAUGAGUGGUAUCGUAAUAGCUCUGCCAAUGAUCUCACUUACUGGGGACUUGACUAUCCUCCCCUCACAGCCUACCAGAGUUAUGUUCAUGGUCUUUUACUUAGAUACUUUCAACCCCAAUCCGUUUCUCUUUUUACUUCUCGAGGUCAUGAGUCCUAUCUUGGGAAACUGCUCAUGAGAUGGACAGUACUUUCAUCCGAUGCUCUGAUAUUUUUUCCCGCGGUUCUUUAUUUUGUUCUUGUGUAUUAUGGAGGUCACUCCAAUGGACGUAAAACUGAUGUUGCAUUGCACAUUGCCAUUAUUCUAAUGAACCCAUGUUUGGUGUUAAUUGACCAUGGUCAUUUUCAGUAUAACUGUAUUAGCUUGGGCCUCGCUGUCGGAGCUGUUGCUGCUGUUCUCUCUAAGAAAGAUCUUGUAGCUUCUGUCCUCUUCUGUCUCUCUCUUAACCAUAAACAGAUGAGUGCGUAUUAUGCUCCUGCCUUUUUCAGUCAUCUCCUAGGCAGCUGUCUGCGGCGAAAGAAUCCCGUGCUUGAGGUUUCAAAGCUGGGAUUUGUGGUUUUUGGAACAUUUGCUUUUAUUUGGUGGCCCUACCUCCAUUCAAGAGAUUCCAUUUUUGAGGUUCUCUCCCGUCUUGCUCCUUUUGAAAGAGGGAUAUACGAAGAUUAUGUAGCUAAUUUCUGGUGCACUACAUCAGUUCUCAUUAAGUGGAAGAGAUUAUUUGCAACACACUUGCUGAAGAUUAUCAGCUUAGCUGCAACCAUAUUAACCUGUCUACCUUCGAUGAUUCAGCAAAUAUUGCAUCCCAGCAGCAAAGGUUUCCUUUAUGGGCUUGUGAAUAGUUCUUUCGCUUUCUACCUAUUUUCUUUCCAAGUACAUGAGAAGUCAAUUCUGCUCCCACUUUUGGCUGCAAGCUUACUAGCUAUGGAACUGCAUGGUACUUUCGAGUUAUUAAUGCAUUAUGCUUUAUUCUCCAUGUUUCCCCUUCUGUGUCGGGACAAUUUGAUAGUUCCAUACAUCGCUCUAUAUGCUCUCUUCUUCCUCCUUUACUUUGCACCUAAUAAAAGAAGAGUUGCUACCAUUUGUUCUGCCAUCCCCACUUCCGUUUCAAUUAUGCUAACCGUUCUGUAUCUAUCCUCUUUGAUUCUUCAUAUCAUUUACUUGACUGUGCAUCCUCCGGAAAAGUAUCCUUUUCUUUUUGAAGCAAUGAUCAUGCUUCUUUGCUUCACUCACUUCGUCGUGUUCGUUUUUUACACUAACAUAAAGCAAUGGAUGUUGUCAAGACAAUUUACAUCAAAGGAGAAAGAUAAGAAACUGCAGUGACAUUUCUAUUAUAAAUUUUGCAUUUCUAUGAUUGGCAUUUUGGAGACAACUUUAGUAUUAAUUGGACUCUUUUCAAUUAAUUUAAAUAUAGAUUUUUAGUGAUGAGAAUGAAUUAUCUAGGGAUAACUGUAGAGCUAGUAUCCAAACUUUGAGUGAUGUAUCAAUACAUCGUCAAGUUUUAAUGUUUAUAAUUUCUGUAAUUUAAAAUUUACUUUUAUUUUAGAGGGUGAUAUCCUUGGAAA